AGCAUGCAUUGAAGAAAGUCUUUAAUCAGAGUGCCUCCAGAAAGUUCAAUGGUUAUUCAAGUCUUGGAUAAAGUUGAUACCAGAAUUUGGUUUGAACUAAUGUGGAGGAAGGCAUUCCUUACCAGUCCCUAGUUUCAAAGUGGUGAACCCCUGCUGCCAGCAGGCUUCUUCAAAAAAAUCCAUGGGUGACAGAAGAUUCAUUGAUUUCCAGUUCCAAGAUUUAAAUUCAAGCCUCAGACCCAGGUUGGGCAAUGCUACUGCCAAUAAUACUUGCAUUGUUGAUGAUUCCUUCAAGUAUAAUCUGAAUGGUGCUGUCUACAGUGUUGUAUUCAUUCUGGGUCUAAUAACCAACAGUGCCUCUCUGUUUGUCUUCUGCUUCCGUAUGAAAAUGAGAAGUGAGACUGCUAUUUUCAUCACCAAUCUGGCGCUUUCUGAUUUGCUCUUUGUCUGUACUCUACCUUUCAAAAUAUUUUACAACUUCAACCGCCACUGGCCUUUUGGUGAUACCCUCUGCAAGAUAUCUGGGACUGCAUUUCUCACCAACAUCUAUGGAAGCAUGCUAUUCCUCACCUGUAUUAGUGUGGAUCGUUUCCUGGCCAUUGUCUAUCCCUUUCGAUCUCGCACCAUAAGGACCAGGCGGAAUUCUGCCAUUGUGUGUGCUGGAGUCUGGAUCCUAGUCCUCAGUGGUGGUAUUUCAGCUUCUUUGUUCUCUACCACUAAUGUCAACAAUGCAACCACCACCUGCUUUGAGGGAUUCUCCAAACGUAUCUGGAAGACUUACCUGUCCAAGAUCACCAUAUUUAUUGAAGUUGUUGGGUUCAUCAUUCCCCUGAUAUUGAACGUCUCUUGCUCUUCUGUGGUGCUGAGAACUCUCCGCAAGCCUGCUACAUUGUCUCAAAUUGGGACUAAUAAAAAGAAAGUGCUGAAGAUGAUUACAGUGCACAUGGCAGUCUUUGUGGUGUGCUUUGUACCUUACAACUCUGUUCUCUUCCUAUAUGCCCUGGUGCGCUCCCAGGCCAUUACUAAUUGCUUGUUGGAAAGGUUUGCGAAGAUAAUGUACCCAAUCACACUGUGCCUUGCAACUCUGAACUGUUGUUUUGACCCUUUCAUCUAUUAUUUCACCCUUGAGUCCUUUCAGAAAUCCUUCUACAUCAAUACCCAUAUCAGGAUGGAAUCCUUGUUUAAGACUGAGACACCUCUGACCACAAAGCCGUCUCUUCCAGCUAUUCAAGAGGAAGUUAGUGAUCAAACAAAUAAUGGUGGUGAACUAAUGCUAGAAUCCACGUUCUAGGUACGAGAACUGUCUUCAGAUCCAGACAUAGUUUCUCUUAUGAUAUGUUUUUCUUAUACUCUAGAUAAGAUUUUGAAGCUAAUGAUACUGAGAAUAAAUUAAUGAACCAAAUACAGUCGAAUACAUUUGUUUAAAUGUGUAUUGUAUAUAUGCUGUUUUGUUCAGUAAUUAUAGGUCAAGUCUAAUUACGACAACCAAAACAAAUGAUCAAACUCUUCUGCUGGAUUGAAAUUUCAUUAUUUUAUUGUAUCAUGCUGUAUAAGUGGCCAAUGGCCCUGACUUUAAUGAUAGGGGAGUUUAACUUUUCUUUUUUUUUUUUUUGGUUUAUAUUUUAAUGUUAUUUGGUAAUUGGGUUGGGCCUAUAAAUAUAGAACAAAUUCAGGGAUUAUUUCUAAAAAAGUAUUUUGUGUUACUACUGACAUACACUAGUAAUUUUUCCUUUCUUAUCAUUGAAUUUAUUUUAGCAGAAGAACAUAUUUUAACCUAACAUUAUUAAAAAGGAAUGUAUUGAAUUAAAAAGAGCUUUGAAAAUCUGUUAUGUGAAUUUUGAAAAGAAAUUUCUGCAUGAAUAUAUGUGGGAAGAAGCAGAAAAGUUACAGGAUUUACAUAUUUACAAUCACAAACAGUGUCUUAUUAAAAAUUUAUUUUCUUUACUAUAUUAAGAUUUUCAUAUGAAAUUUCAAAGUCAGAAAGCUGCUAAAUGCAAGUAUGUUGCCAGCAGGUGCAGAAUAAGAAAUCACAUAUAACAACAAAAUGUCAGUAAAAAUUCCUCACUGCUUUUCUUAAUAUUUUCUAUUAUAUUUCUUUUGGUAAACUGAGUUUUACAAAAAUAUUUAUUCUCCAUAUAUAAACACUUAGAGCACAAUGUAGCCAAAAGCUGCUGAAUUUGUGCCCAGGUUGGGAGCGAAUUGAAAAUUAAAGAAGCAAAAUAAUAGCAAAUAAUAAACAAAGAACUUAUUUAGAUAAGCAAUCAGUUUUAGGAGGGUAGAUAUGUAUAAAUUUAAAAUAUUUAUUAUGAUUACAUUUUGGAGUAUGAUAUAGCCAGAGUUGCUGAAUCAGUGAUCAAAUUGUGAGAAGAUUGUAAGAAAAAAACUCUACAGAACCAAUCCAAUUGCACAAAAUAACAAAACAGAUAAAAAACACUAAAAAAGCAAACACAAAAAAGCUACCCAAGAAACAGAAAAAUUCUAACACACUAGUAUUUUAUUUAUUUUUGAAGUUCUAUAAACUUAAAAGUAUUCAGUCAUAUAUAUGAAAUUUUGGAGCACAGUGCAGGUGGAAAUCUGAUAAAUUUGUGUCGAAGUCAGGAGUAAGACGAGAUAUAUAGCACACCCAAAAAAAUCCCUUACAAAGUGAGAACAUAAAAAUUUUAAGCAAGAUUACAAAAUUUUAGUUUUGCAUUUUUAAAGCAUUUCUAAAACAUGCACAGUACUAUAAUUCGCAUUUGGUGCUUUCGAUCAAAAUGCAGCUGGCAAGUUGCUGAACUGGCUCCCGAGGCAGGAGAAAUUAAAAAUAUGUUAUCUCAAAAAAUAAUAUGGUAUUUAGCCGAAACAGAUAUUUAAAAAGAUACAAAAGAACAGAAAACAUUUUCAGUAAAACUUAAAAAUUCUGAAAACUGUUACUAUUUUGGGGUAGAUUGUAAUUUAAGAAUAUUAACAUUUCUAAAUAACAAAAAAUGUAGCUUAAAAAAUACUACAUUUGUGCUCAGGUCAGAAGCAAAGGAAAUAAAAACUGUCAUAUGUGCACAUAUAAGAAAACAACAGAACCCACACCAAUUUUAAGAACCUGAAAAACAGCAAAAACUUUUGAAAUGUGCACUGUUCCAUUUUUAAAAUAUUCGGAUGAUAUAAUACUAAUAAAAUCCUAAGAAUUUUCAACUGAAGUUUCCAGGAAUAAUGCAUUUUUUUAAUUGCUGAACUUGUGCCAGAGAGUGAUUAGAGAACUUUUGAAAAGUAAAAAUUUUAAAAUAAUAAACGAGUUCCUAAAAUUCAUAAGCCUUUGGUUUUCUUUCUGAUGAUAAGGCUUUAAAGUAUUGAGAUUUUUAAGUAAAAGUUUGUAAACAUAAUGUAACUUUAAAAACUGCCUGGGUUAGGAAGUAAUUGAAAAAAAAAUGGUAGACAAUAGAACAAUAGUAAAAAUGAAUUCUCAAAACUGGCACUACUUUUUCAUCAUGAUUUCAAGUCCUAAAAAUAACCAUGCACUAUAUUGUCUUGAGAAGAAAGCUUCUUAAUGGAAUACAUAUGACAUUAAAUUCAGAUAGAUGAAAUUAGCUUGGUAGAUUAAGUUUGGUUUUUAGGUUAUAUUCUCAAAUGAAAUUAGUAAUUACAAUAUGAAUAAUCUUUGUUUCCUUUGAUAUUUUUCUUUUCCACUUUGUGUAAUUAUAAAUUAUAUGUGACCUUUUGUUUGUGUACUUGGUUCUUGAAAUAAAACCGAUAGAAUAAUACAGCAAAGCAUUUAAUGGGAUAUGUUAACCAAGUUGGCAUAAAAUGUAUCAUAAAAUCAAUUUUCUUUUAUGUAAUUUUCAUCUUUAGUUUUAAUUUUUCAUAUUUCACUUUCUUUUAGCUGAUUUUCAUUUUAUGGCUAAUAUAACUUGCUAAUAAUAAAAAACUUGUCAUAUGAACAAUGUAAGCAACAAAAUGUAUAACGAAGUGUAAAUUGACAGUUUUACAUUUUAAAGCAAAAGCAAUCCUUCAUCUAUGAUUGCAACUUAGAUUUCAAAUCCUUAUUAAGUAUAAUAAAAUGUAUUUGAAUUAUC
Molecule: messenger RNA, 4046 nt
Organism: Ochotona princeps (American pika)
Lineage: Eukaryota; Metazoa; Chordata; Mammalia; Lagomorpha; Ochotonidae
Gene: LPAR4
Product: lysophosphatidic acid receptor 4
Exons: 2
Coding region: 182-1291 (369 amino acids)
Biological process (GO): positive regulation of Rho protein signal transduction; phospholipase C-activating G protein-coupled receptor signaling pathway
Cellular component (GO): membrane
Molecular function (GO): lysophosphatidic acid receptor activity
Source: RefSeq, a predicted model, not a curated record